This is a messenger RNA of Betta splendens (Siamese fighting fish), 7292 nucleotides long. RefSeq names its product serine/threonine-protein phosphatase 6 regulatory ankyrin repeat subunit A (gene ankrd28a). Gene Ontology annotation, molecular function: protein binding. The record is from RefSeq and is a predicted model, not a curated record. Lineage: Eukaryota; Metazoa; Chordata; Actinopteri; Anabantiformes; Osphronemidae. The coding region runs from base 3200 to 6505 and encodes 1101 amino acids. Gene Ontology annotation, cellular component: cytoplasm. The transcript has 29 exons.
CGAAAACGUUAGUAGUUAACGGUUCUCGUUAACUUUAUCGGCGUUAAACGGCUACGCGAACGCACGGUAACUCUUACUUGAACGAGUCCGGCGGAUUAAAUGGCAGUUUUAAAAACAUGGGCUGCGGUUAACGGCUAGUGAAGCUAGCGUUGUUUGCGCCUGCGACCGUUAAGUGACAUCUGAAGUGUUAGCUAAGUAGCUACAUGUAGGAAUAAACAGAAAAUCACGGUGACGUCGCGUUACCGAUAACUUUAUUCGCCCGAAACGGCCCAGAUUCACCGCCAGUCGGUUCGUGUGCGACUCUUGUUUUCAAGGGCUGCAGUCUGUUACUGGCGGUGAUGGACGGGGGAGCGCAGCUGGAUAGCCGCGAGCUUAACAUGGUGGCUAAUUCCGCAGCUCCCGGUAACGUGGGUCGAGAAGUUGGGCUCGCGCACCCGCCACACGGUAGCGACGCGCGGUCGCACACCGGCCCGCGUGCUCGCCAAUAAACGGACUGCAGGCCCCUUGGCCGUCGCGUGAGGGUUAAUGGCCUUUGUCGGCUGCACGCGCACGCUCGUGGUGGUGGGGCGCAGCUGUGGGGCUGUCACCUGUUGCCGGAGAUGAAAGGGGCUGUCAGGCUAAAAUAGCAGGUGGCGCUGGCUCCAAAGUCUCCAGCUGAGUGAGAGAGGCCAUUGUUUCAGGCUGAUCAGCUGUUGUCAACUAAAUUUAGUGACCUCCACAACAUCGUGGUAGAGUUUGAUUAUUGUCGUACUAGUAACAUAAACUACUUACUUACUAGCCUUAUCAUAUUGUGAUAGGGCGUGUUAUUAAAUGGAACUUAUUAAAUUGUGGUUAGUUGCCCAGAUUAGCAUGAGAUCUGGUCCAUGAGUUCCUUAAGAUGUUGUUUUCUUAGAAUGAUCACAAAUGCUCGUUGUGUGAUGUUAUUGUGCAGCUCAGUGGAAUUUAACUUCUGUCAAAGUAGGUCAGUGAUUGUGAAGCUAUAGUCACAGUGUGUGGCCUGUCUUGGACUGUCCUCAGCCGCUUUUCCGGGCAGUCAGCAGGCGAACAACGGACGGAAGUGUUUGUGAUUGGGCCUCCUUCUGUAGCCUUCAUUGUUCUUUAUGGUGCUCGCUGACAGAUAAAUGGACAAAAGGACAAAAAUAGUGGCGGCCGGACUGGAGGCGGACGUGUGUCGCUUUGGAGGAUGGAUUCUACCUGACCUCUAGAUGGAGCCUGCUGCCUAGCAAGAUGCCAGUAGUUCUAAGCAGAGAGACCUGAGAGCAGACACACAAUGAAAACACAAGUGGCACAUACGAGACUGUGGGGUUUCGUUUUUGUGUACAUGCCUGGAGAUGUUGAGAUGUGUCUGCUGUGCCUCACACGUCUAACAUUGUUAUUGGAGGCAGGAGCACAGGGUGAGACGGUGCUUGUUUGUGCACAAGUGAACUGGAUACGGGAGCUUUAGGAGCCCAUUUUUUGCUGACUGAUACAGCCUUUAAAUGAAUAAUCAGGAGGGCAGCUCCCAGUAGUCGAUAGCUUCUAGACUGGGGUUCCAUUACAGACACUUUGCAGGAUCAGAGCAGAGGUCAGUGGAAGACUGGAUACGUAGUGUCGAAACUUGUUUUCCAAUGCAUUACAAAUGCUUUCAUAUCUUUGCUUGUGAGUUCUGGUUAACUCUUCUAAACACACACAAACUAUUCUCACACUGAAUGUUCAUUUCUGUUUAGCAAAUGGCAACAAUUUGCUUUGUAAGUAUUUUUGGGCUGUUCUGAGAGUACCCCCAGCGUUAGCAAGCGGCUUAGACAAAGCGUUGGUUGUGUGUUCAUGUGCACUACCUCCCAAACAUUGAUUCUGUGUUUGUGCCUUUGAUGCAGGCGUGUAAUGUCAACUCGAUCGCUGAAGGAACAGGGAGCUUGAGUCUAAUGGAUUUAAUAUGAAACGGCUACAAAGUUGUGCUCUGUAGAAAGACUCCAUGCAAAUGAAUUUCUCUCUGUCAUCCGCCGUCGCUCCAUCCCUCCCUCUGAGUUAAUGGGGUUGUGCGGCUUGGCAAAAGAAAACUUUGGAUCUGUAUUGAAUAUGGAGGAGACUGAAAUACACACAUGCGGACAUGCACGUACAGACUGGUCCUGUUAGCUGCCCUCACAUUCUCUGGCAAAGCCAGUCUGCUCCAGUUUUAUAAUGAGGAGAUGGGGACUUUUGAAGCUAUGCCACUAUUAAACCAAAGAAGACACUAGAAAUCCGCAUGCGUAAACACACACCAAUCUGGUUUCCAUUCUCUUGAGAAAUUUACAGGAAACAAACCAAUAAAAUCGUUUAAAGCAUUUUGGAAUAAGCAAGGAAUUAAUGACAUUUUCAACAAACAAAUGGUUGUCAAUAAAGCUGUCAAUAGUACUGCACUGCUGUUUUCCCCUGUAAAAUGACCCUUCCUUUCCACUUACCUGUCUGCUAUUAAAACAUAUGAUCCUUAGGACUAGGAUUCUAACUGUUCAGGCAUUUAAUUUUUUUUAUUCUUAUACUCUAUCUAUUUAUCUGUUACUAUAUAUGUAUUACUAUGAUUUGGUACCAUUUCCUCACUGUCAUGUGCCAUUUUUGUUUUUCAAUGUCUCUGCCCUUUGUAUCUGUAUUCCCCUCCCUUUUUCAUUCACUUUCUCUCUCUCUCUCCCUCUCUCUCUCCUUCCCCUCCCCCUUCUCUGCCCCUCUGUCUCGCCUUUUGAAAGAGCUUGCUUCAGCAGUCUGCAGUCAGUGAGCAAUGCAUACCCUCACAUAUACUGGGCUCUACAGCGCCCAUCCAAGCUAAUCACAGGGUCUGUGUGUGUACGUUCUUGGCUGCAGCGCAGCAGCGAGGAUAUGUAGCUUCCUGUCUGCUGCUAGGCAGCCCAGGCUUAUUCUGCCGCAUGCCGCUUGCCACCACCAUUACGCAGAGGAAUUCCCUGCUGCCCCGGCUACCGCUGCUCACAGAGAGUGUGACUGUGGUCCACGGUGCAGAGGAGAGGAGGCGUACAGCCACGCAACAUUGACAGAUAGAGGGCAGAGUGGAAAUUCACCUUGGAUUUUACGGGAAGAUGUGUUUUUGUUUACAAGGAAAUCACUGGGUUUUUGGGAUUUAUUGCUGCCUUUCCUAAAAUUCCUGAUGUAUGCAGGAGGGACCGCUGCAUUUGUGCAUGUGUGAGAGAGUGAGUGGUUGAGCGAUUGCGCCGGUGUAUGUGAAUGUUUGUUCCUGAUGCGGUCAGAGCGGGCUAGCCGCGUUUGUAUCGUGGUGCUGGAGGAGGUGGAGGAGGAUGAGCCCUGUUCUUCACCCCCACCUCCUCGGCACAAACCAUCCCAUCAUGCCGCUCCAAGGGCUGCUAAUCAGGAGGACAAGCCAUCUCUGUUAAGAGCCAUCUUCAACGUAGACUCGGAUGAAGUUCGCUCUCUUAUAUUCAAGAAAGAGGAUGUCAACAUUCAGGACAAUGAAAAGCGAACACCUCUUCAUGCUGCGGCCUACCUGGGAGACGCAGAGAUUAUUGAACUGCUCAUUCUCUCAGGAGCCCGAGUUAAUGCCAAAGAUAACAAGUGGUUGACUCCUCUUCAUCGAGCUGUCGCCUCUUGUAGUGAGGAUGCAGUGGCAGUGUUGCUGAAGCACAGUGCAGAUGUUAACGCGCGGGACAAGAACUGGCAGACGCCGCUCCAUGUAGCAGCUAGCAACAAAGCAGUACGCUGUGCUGAGGCACUGGUACCACUGCUAAGUAACGUCAAUGUGUCUGACCGGGCGGGACGCACUGCCCUACACCAUGCAGCCUUUAGUGGACAUGUCGAGAUGGUGAAAUUGCUGCUGUCAAGAGGUGCAAACAUAAAUGCGUUUGACAAGAAGGACAGGAGAGCUAUUCACUGGGCAGCGUACAUGGGUCAUUUAGAGGUGGUGAAAGUACUGGUGGCCAGUGGAGCAGAGGUUGAUUGCAAGGACAAGAAGGCCUACACCCCCCUCCAUGCAGCUGCCUCCAGUGGCAUGAGCAGCACGGUGAACUAUCUGCUAAGCCUGGGAGUACAUGUAAAUGAGGUGAAUGCGUAUGGCAACACCCCGCUCCAUUUGGCUUGCUACAACGGACAGGAUGUGGUGGUCAGUGACCUCAUCCAGGCAGGGGCAAAUGUCAACCAGGUGAACGAGAGGGGGUUUUCUGCCCUGCACUUUGGCUCCUCGUCACGUCAGGGAGCACUUUGCCAGGAGCUGCUGUUGGCCCAUGGAGCGCACAUAAAUAUGCGGAGUAAAGAUGGUAAGACCCCUCUUCACAUGGCAGCUACUCACGGAAGGUUCUCCUGCUCUCAGGCCCUCAUUCAGAAUGGAGCUGAUGUCGAUUGUGAGGAUAAGAGCAGAAAUGCUGCCCUUCAUAUCGCAGCCCGCUACGGCCACGAGCUCAUCAUCACAGCACUCAUCAAGCAUGGAGCCGACACUGCUCACAGAGGCAUUCAUGGGAUGUUCCCCCUCCACCUGGCAGCUCUCAGCGGCUUCUCAGAUUGCUGCAGGAAGCUGCUGUCCUCAGGGUUUGACAUAGACACCCCAGAUGACUUUGGAAGAACCUGUCUACACGCUGCUGCAGCUGGAGGUGUCUCUUUAACCAGGAACAUGGAGUGUCUGAACCUGCUUUUAAAUAUUGGAGCAGACUUUAACCGACAAGACAACUUUGGAAGAACUCCGUUACACUACGCGUCAGCAAACUGUAACUACCAGUGUGUGUUUGCCUUGGUGGGCUCGGGCUCAAGCAUCAAUGAGCUGGACCAGAGAGGCUGCAGUCCUCUGCACUAUGCUGCUGCCGCCGACACAGAUGGAAAGUGUGUAGAGUUCAUGUUGAGGAACAAUGCUGAUCCUGGGGUGAGAGACAAGCAGGGAUACAGUGCAGUGCAUUAUGCUUCAGCAUACGGACGCACACUCUGUCUGGAGCUGAUGGCAAGUGAGACACCCUUUGAUGUGUUAUUGGAGACGUCAGGAACAGAAAUGCUGAGUGGAUCAGAGACGCAUGCCCCCAUUAGUCCUCUCCAUCUGGCAGCUUACCAUGGACACUGUGGGGCAUUAGAGGUCCUUCUGUCAUCUCUGCUGGAUGUGGAUGUUCGUAGCCCAGAGGGCUGGACCCCUCUUAGUCUGGCUUGUGCCAGUGGUCAUCAGGAGUGUGUCUCCCUACUACUGCAUCACAGUGCUUCACCUAUGAACCGAGACUACACACACAAGAGGACAGCCAUACACGCUGCAGCUAUGAAUGGCCACCCAGAGUGCCUGCGCCUACUCAUGAGCAGCAACACGCAACACAUUGACGUGGAUGUUCAAGACACCAACGGACAGACUCCUCUGAUGUUGGCUGUCCUGAAUGGACACACAGAGUGUGUGUUCUCCCUGCUGAGUCAAGGUGCCAGCGUAGAAAAACAGGACCGCUGGGGAAGGUCUGCGCUCCACCGAGGGGCAGUGACAGGCCAGGAGGAGUGUGUGGAGGCUCUUCUACAAAGGGGGGCUAGUGUUUAUGUAAGAGACGUCGGGGGUCGCUCCCCUCUUCACCUGGCAUCUGCCUGCGGCCGUGUGGGUGUGCUGGGGGCCUUGCUGCAGGCCAGCAGCGCCUCACACAUGGACACACACCUCACAGAUAACCAGGGCUACACACCACUGCACUGGGCCUGCUAUAAUGGAUACGAUGCAUGUGUGGAAGUGUUGCUAGACCAGGAGACAUUCAGAAAGAUCAAGGGCAACUCUUUCAGUCCUCUCCACUGUGCUGUUAUGACCGAUAACGAGGGAGUUGCUGAGAUGUUAAUUGACUCACUGGGCACAUCCAUUGUCAACAUCACUGACUCCAAGGGCAGGACCCCCCUUCACGCUGCAGCUUUUUCUGACCAUGUGGAGUGUCUUUCUCUCCUCCUGAGCCACGGAGCACAGGUGAACAUGAUCGAUGCACAUAUACACAGAACGCCGCUGAUGAUGGCAGCUCUAAAUGGGCAGACAAAUGCUGUGGAGGUGUUGGUGAGUAGUGCUAAAGCAGACCUGGCUCUACAGGACACAGACAGGAACACGGCACUACAUUUAGCUUGCAGCAAGGGUCAUGAAACGAGUGCCUUGUUGAUUCUGGAGAAGAUCAGUAACAGGAACCUCAUCAACUGCACCAAUGCUGCUCUGCAGACGCCCUUGCACGUAGCAGCCAGGCAGGGUCUAACAGUAGUAGUUCAGGAGCUACUGGUGAAAGGUGCCAGUGUUUUAGCAGUGGAUGAGAAUGGUUACACUCCAGCUUUGGCCUGUGCUCCUAACCGUGAUGUCGCCGACUGCCUGGCCCUCAUCCUAAACUCCAUGAUGCCAACGUCCCCUAUGGUCACCAUAGCAGCUUUACCUCCACUUUCUCUCACUCAGACCGUCAUCAACCACAACCCCACCUCCAAGCACAUCUCUAAAGGUGUGGCUUUUGGCGCCCCGCCCCCUCUGAGGCCCGAUCACGCUUCGUACUGCAGACCAGAGCGCCCACUGUCUUCUGUGUCUGCGGAUGAUGAACUGAAUGACUCAGACUCAGAGACGUACUAAGGAAUCCUGAACAGACACACAAUACUGGCAGACUAGCCAGCCACUUAGGAGCCUUAAUAAAUCACUGAGGAGGAAAAAGAACCGGACUAUGUAUGUAAGCCUCCCCAAAACACUACAUUAGAAAAAAUGGUUUGUUCAGACACAUGGAAGAAAACAAACUAAUACAGAAUGUAGAGAAAACACUACAGCCUCACUAUGAUCAGUAUUUUUAAAUAGAAACAGACAUUUUUCAACUUUUAAAUGAACCUCCGUCUCUCUUACCUCCUGGAGUGGUUUUAAGUCUUUUCUUUUCGGCACGAUUAUCUAAAGAAACAAACUGAUGGACAAUCUCAUGGGACCAGGUGAACAAUUGUUUUCUCUACUGUGCUUCAGAGUUUUUAAUUAGACUUUUUCAGCAUUGAUCUUGGCAGACACUUAGUGGCUGUCGCUCACGCACAUUGGUAAUUCUGCAUUGUUUUUGAACCACUUUUGGAUCUGAGAGAAAAUCAAUCUAUCAAUCAAUCCAAGUGGACUAAACCCUUAGGAGCCUAGUUUGACAGCAGGUGGAUGUAAGACCAAAUUUACCGUAUGGCAGGUUCAAGAGACAGUUUAUAAUGGCAGCCUAUAAAAACCUUAACUUGCAGUGCUGUAACUACUUAAUAUCUAGAGACAACAGUGUCAAGGAGACUGAGAGAAACAGACAAAUGUCUUUAGUUGCAAAAGACUUUCAGGUGGAAUGAUACUUGAUGCAAUGUUUGUAAAAAUUAAUAAUGGAUAAAUAAAUAAGCAUUCUUAUUGAUUAAUUGUA